AUGGUUUUUAUGCGAAGUGUUCGGCUCUUAAUUAAGAGAUUUUGUUUUAAAAUAAGUCAGUGGAGCAUUCAAAGUCCAUCGAUAUGCAUUACGCUAGCCGCAUUGAUAUUUUUCACUUUGUCAUUCCCUGUUCUCUUCCGAACCUCAGAUUUCGGUGUUUUCGCUGGAGGGUAUUUUGGUAAAGUUGAUGUUAGACCAGUGGUUGAGAAUGAGACCGACUUCUUUUCGCUUGCACAAAUAUAUUACAGACGACAUGACGACCAGAACGUUUUGCGACGAGAUUUUCUGCUCAAAGCUCUUGCUCUUGAAAAGCAUAUGUUGUCCAAUGUGUCCAACAACGUCGUGGAUUUUGUAGAGUCACCUUUCCGCUUAUGGAAUAAUAGCCUCCCCACCGUGCAAGCAGACGCAUCACCUUUAAGAACCAUAAAUCUGAAUUCACGCCAAUUGUCUCGGGGCGUAUUCCGCAACGUGUUGAAAGUCAACACCUACGUUUCUGCGGCAAAAGCGCUUGUAACGUCCCUCAUCACGCGAGAAACGAACUCCAAAAUUCUUCUGGAGGCUCUUUCUGAUAACGCGGCCAGACUAAACGCUAUCUCUAACGUCACUCAUUUCAGCAUUUUAAGUGCGACUGGGAAUGGUGAGCAAGCAACGACUAAUGAUCUUGUUGAGAUCUCCGUCACUGGAGUGAAUAAAGCCGAUUACGCUAUCUUGGCAUUCCUUUUCAUAUUCGUCACUUACACGUUUGUGCGUUCAGAGUUUGAAAGGUGGCCCUUGAAAUUUCGAGCAACGAUAGCCAUUGCCACCUCUGUUGGAUUGUUGUUUAGUAUUGCUUCGUCACUGACAUUGACACAUUUGGCAUUCAAAAACUGUGGGGAAAAUGUGCCUCUCAUUUUUAUGGUUGUACCAGUUUUGGUUUAUGCAUUAGAUGGCGAAGCCCGAUUUUUGAGGAAUACCGCUUGGUUGUUUUCACAUGACGUUGAAGAUAGCUUGGAGAUAAGAUCUCUAGAAUUCUUACAACGUACUUACUUGAAGGCCACCUUCACAGCGUGCUACGAGUCACUGAAGGGGAUUACUGCCAUGCAUUUUGUUUGCUGCUUGAUGUUUCCUUUCAAUGGGAAAGCUUCGAUGUUCAUUGUCUCAGCUACAUUAAUACACUUUAUCUUGCGCUUUACUUUCGGAACUGCGCUAAUCAGUUUGGAUAUCAACCGUCUACGAAAUCAUGAUUUUUACGUGGAUCGAGGAGUUCCAACUUUGGACACAAACAAGUCUUCCCCACAUAACAGACUAACGCAUCAAAUCAAGCAAUACCUUUUCAGCCGUAGUUCUUUCUCCAAAUAUCGAAUUCUUUGGGUUUUGUUUUAUCAAAUUUUGUUAAACUGGAGAUUCAGGAUUGCACGGUCAGCGAGUAUUAGUUUUUUCAGCUCUUCUUUGAAUGGAGCCAGCGCGACCUUCCCAGGAUUCGAACUGCGUUCCAUUUCUCUUCAGUUUUUGCAGAGAUACGGCUCAGGGAAAUACUUAAUCACUCGAUUGAGCUCAGGACAAUUUCAGGCCAUUGAUUAUGAUAAUGAGGCCAUAGCAAAAUUAGCGAGUCAUCCACAAUUCGCCAAUGAUUUGGCUGCGGUUUAUUCGUACCACUUUGACUCUCUCUUCUUUUUCCAUUUUGUCGUCGCUCUCGUCCUAUUUGCUGCUUCAAGCUUGCUGAUGGUCCGUGUGAUUUUACCCAGACUUGAAUCGGAUGCCCCAUUUCAAAAGAUGUCACAUAAAUCCAAGGAAGACGACAACGGUGUUUUUGUCAAAAGCACGAAACAGCGUGAUCCAGGUACAUUUUCUGUCAAGGAGCUAUCGGCAGCAGGCCAUUCUCUCGAUAUUAUCAAAAUCUGUGCCUCCCAUUGCCCAUUCAUUGUUUCUGCUAGUAUGGAUCGCGGAUUAAAAGUCUGGUCUCCUUUACUGACGCCAGUUCCUGUUCCAACUGAUAUACCACUUCCACGUUCCCUUUGGCCUCUUUCAAAAAUUGAAAUGAGUGACGACGGGAGUCACAUUGCUUUCUUCAAUCAGACGGGCUCCGUUACCUGCUGGUCCCGCAAGCAAAUGGCCUUUAUAUGGUCGAUACAAAUUGAAGAUUUGGCGCCAGGGCCGCUAGAGUGCCAUUUUCGCUUAAAAACAAUACCUGCAUUCAUGAAAAGGAAGGCGAUGUUGAAAAGGUCUCAAAAGGAGGCUGAUGCCGACUCGCAUGCGCGCCCUACUCUGAGCAGAAGAAGUAGCGUGACUUCCGUUCUCUCAAUGCAAUCUGUCGGGGCGGGUCCGGGUCUCGUGUUGAAAAGUGUGACCGUGCCAUAUGGUGAUAAUCUGGCACUCCCUGACGAAGACGAAGUCAAUGAGCUUGUCGUAGUUUCAAGCCAAGGUACCAUUUUUUGCAUCGAUAUUCAAGGCAACGUGGAGCGGUACUCGAUAUCGAAUAGCGAGCAAAAACAGAGGCUGAUUACAUGCAAGCGACUUCAAACGCCUCGAGUGAACGAUAGGUUGGUGAGUCAUGAUGAAUAUGGAAACCUGUUUAUCUCAACUGUGGUUAAUAACAAGUGGAAAACGAGGAAAGUGAACAUAAUGAGAGGUGCAUUCAACAAGGGCCGAAAGCUUAUGACUCCAGCCUCUCUGAAUGCCCAAGAAAAUGCGAGCUUAGAAAGGAAUGAUGCGAAAGACACCCCAAUAAUUGCAGAUGAGUUUUGUCUUUCGGUGGUGCCAUUUGUUGGGAUGAUAUUGAUCACCAAUAAAAACAAAGCCGAACUCGUUGAUGCCCAAACUGGAACCUCGAUAAAAUUCUUUCAGCUAUCAGAUCCGGUUUUAACAUCUCUCAAAGUUUUCCAUGAUGAGCCAACACAUUGUCGUUUCUGCGGAUACGCAUCAGUCGGCUCUUUCUCCAUCGCUUACGAGAAUGCUAAUAAAGAACUUAACCUUCACACGUUUCAAUUGGAGAGCAGGACGAAAAAUAGCAUUUGCCUCCGUGUUGAUAGAGAUCCUCGAGAAAUCAGAUGCCUGGGUAUGGACUCCGUAGUAGAGAAAAGAUAUACUAUCCCGGACACUGAAAAUUGGAAUGUGACUGAUAGUAAUUUCCUAAUUGGCGUUAGGAGGAAAGCUAACAAAGAGGUAACAGAAGUUUGCACAUCUUCUGCAUCAACGUUGCUGACACACAGCAGCAUGACUGAAGCUAUUAAAAGGACAAAUAUUCCUCCAAAGAAAGUCCAAACCAAAACAUCUGUUGAUUAUUGCAUAAGCGAGAUAUGGGAAGGGUGGACAAUGAGUGUUAACGGCACAGUCACCUCUCACAGUAUUCCCUUUGGAGAAAAUGGAUUACUCACGACCAAAAUUGGGCCGGCUGAGAAGUUUGGAACCAAAGCUAUUGUUGUUGCUUUCGGAAAUAUAAUGAAAGUACUCUUUUUGGGUCAUGAAGAUCUACUGAUGAAUUUCGAGGGUGACACUAAUGAAGAUGAAACCGGUUUAAAGUUCGUGAACAAGAGGAGAACUAGAAUUGCUUCAAGGAAGUAUCCUAAUGAUUGA
Lachancea mirantina is the source of this 3552-nucleotide messenger RNA. Lineage: Eukaryota; Fungi; Ascomycota; Saccharomycetes; Saccharomycetales; Saccharomycetaceae. The record is from the annotation of a GenBank genome assembly.